This is a messenger RNA of Trichomonas vaginalis G3, 1980 nucleotides long. RefSeq lists its product as uncharacterized. The coding region runs from base 1 to 1980 and encodes 659 amino acids. The record is from RefSeq and is a predicted model, not a curated record. NCBI's taxonomy places the organism in Eukaryota, Parabasalia, Trichomonadida, Trichomonadidae. The transcript has a single exon.
AUGUCCGAUCUUCCAGGUUUGCCCUUUUUCAUCCCUAAAUUUAAGAAACUUCUUCCUUUCGCGUCAGCGUUAUCAUCUAUCAUAGCCGAAUUCCGUGAAGAGAACUUCGAACAGUUCCAAACAGAGAUCAUCCAAUACUUAUUUGAUAGUAUUAUCAAAGAAAUGCAAGGACUAAAAGGAUCAUCUAACUUAAAUGAUUUAACUAUGCUUAUUGCCGCUGAAACAAAACUCCAAUUCAACUUCCCACAAUUUUUCAGAAAUUACUCGUACACACAGAAUAGUUCAACAACAAAACCAGGCACAAACAUUAUCACCAUCACAAGAACAGCAUGCUCGCAGACUAUUAUCGACUCUACUGAAAUUCUUUUGACGAUUCUGCCAUUGGAUAAUACACCUCACAAUCUUCCAAUUUAUGUUAUGCUUAUUAACACUCUUAUGGAAUUACUGAAAACAUUUUAUCAGAAAAACAUUAAACUUUAUGAAACACAUUCGCUCGAAAUUUUGAAUAAAUGUUCCAAGCGUACGAAGGAUUAUCUGAACGCAUUUACCAAAAUGGAAAACGAAGCCCAAAAUAUUUUCGCACACUACAACAGCUGGAAGAACAAGAAUACGAUCACAACUUUCAUGGAAGUUUCUACGUCAUUAGCGGCAGCAGCUUACUCUCUAAUCAAGCUUAUCGAUAAUGACAAGGACACAUGCGGUUUCCCACCAACGAAUCUCAGAAUGUUCAACAAAUUCUUAAUCCAUACUUACAGAAUCUGCGAACUCAUCAAAUGGAGUUGCCAGGGCUACUUGUUCUGCACCCUUGAUUGCAUGCUCAAAAUUCUCAAAUUCUCCUACGAAGUCAUGCAAAAUCAGCAGAUUGCAGCCAUCUACAAGCGCGUUCGCGAUAUCGUUACUACAUCUAAGAGCUACCUCUUCUACGGACCUCUCGGUGGCUAUUACUUGGCCGGACAGACAGCUGAAGUCUAUUUCCAGAUUAAGGAACAAAUCAAGUUCUUUGCAGCAAGAUCGACCCAGAACCAGUCUUUCUACUCCCUUUUCAUCGUCUACCAGGCACUCUGCUACCAUCUUGACGCAUCUCUCGCGUUGACAAACGCUGCGAUCUCAAUUCCACCAGUUAAAUCGGAAUUUGUGUCUCCAAUAAUUAAGUCGUCACUCAACUACUGCAACGAUUACCUCAAGGAGCUCGUUAACUUGUGCAAUACAGAUGAUGACUCAAAUGGCACAUAUUUCCCAGCCCUUUCGCUUGCACUUGCUUCCCGACCAUUCUUCCUCGCACUCGGAUUCGUCGCUGAUAAGAACUACUUGCUUCUCUACGCAAGAUGCAUCACAUCCACACUUUUCGCGUCGUUGAGGCUUUCCAUGGGAGAUACAGGUCUCAGAAGCCAGAUCAAUUCAUGCUGCAACUAUCUUGAAGACAUUUACUCCCAAAUGCACCAUACAUCUCGCGAUGCAUCUCAUACUCUCUUCAAAUCACCUACAAUCGAUCUCCCACUCAGAUACCACGAUGUAGAAUCGGCCAACCUCGUCUACGGCUUCUUCUUCGACUUCAGACACCCAUCAUCUGGAAAGUACGAAGAAUUAAACUACAUUGAGUUCAUGAGAACAACAGUUACAGCCGUCAAAUCGCUUUGUGGUGAUAUCCCAAGAUACUGCAAGAGCAUGAACAAGCCAAAGAAGCCGGCUUACACUCCAAUGGCACCAAUGAUCGUUCAGGAGGGCAACACGAUCAAGCCAAUCAACGCUGCCAUACCAAAGAACGACAGAACAAUUAUGAUGCCUGUUACUCCUCAGCAGCAGCAACCAGCUCCGAAGUUCGAAGAAUAUCUCGAUGAAGACCAAGAAAUGAUCGUAGAUGUCGCUCCAGCGGUCAUCACCGCUAUGGAGAAUGAACCAAUGGAUGAUAUCCCUGAUUUCGAACUCGAAAAGUUCGAUGAUAUUACAAAAGCACCAGAUGUGAAUAUUUUCGGUAUUUAA